CUGCGCGCACCAUGCAGCCGCUCGCUACAUUCACUCGCGCGCCGCAGUGGAAGGAACCCGGUCUGCUACGCACCGAACUUACCGCCGUGUAUGUCUUGCUCGUGAGCCUGAUAGUCCGGACAACCGUUGGGAUAUUUUUGUGCUUCCGUGGAAACCUAUAAGAAUUUAACUGGAUCUACCAAUGGGGGUAUGCUGUGCAACGAGUAGUUUUCGCAACUUUUCGGAUAACUUUUUUUGAUUCGUUUGGUUUGUUUGGACACCGAGGAUACUUGAAAACAUGCCGGAGCGUAUCAGCAUUUCGGAAUUUAUCUUGCUCACGAACGAGGACCUGGCUUCGCCGGCUACCUCGAGUUUUCAGACCAAAAUGAGCGACUGUCGGAACACCGUGAUUGCGCUGGAGGAGUCCCUGGAAAUGGACCAGAACACGCUGCAGAGGAUGAAGAAGAUGGUGAAGGCCAUACACAACUCUGGGCUCACUCACGUGGAGAAUAAGGAUCACUACAUCGAGAUCUUGGAGAACCUGGGGAACAGUCACCUGACGCAGGACAACCACGAGGUCUCGACCGGCUUCCUCAACCUGGCGGUGUUCACCCGGGAGGUGACCGCGCUCUUCAAAACCCUGGUCCAGAACCUGAACAACAUCAUCUCCUUUCCCCUGGAGAGCGUCCUGAAGGCGGACCUGAGGGACGGGAGACAGGAGCUGAAGAAGCAGAUGGAGAAGAGCUGGAAGGACUACGACGUCAAAGUGGGGAAGUUGGAGAAAGAGCGCAGGGAGAAGAGCAGGCAGCAGGGCCUGAUGAGGGCGGAUUCGGGGGACGUGACGGACGACAUGGAGAGAGAGCGGAGGACCUUCCAGCUGCAGAUGUGCGAGGUGGGGGUUGAGGGGGCGUGGUCAGGAGAGAAGAAGGGGUGGAGCCAAUGGAAGAGGAGGGGAUGGAGUCUGCGGGGAAGGGUGGGGUCAUGGGAGAAGAGGGGGAGGGAAGAACAUUUUUGUGUGUGUGUGUGCAGCUCGGACAAGACCACCUCGUACCGACGGACCAGCAGCGGCGGGCAGGGGAAGUGCGCCGUGACAUCAUCAACCUGCGCCCCGGCAUCGCCGGCGAUCGCGGGGAGCCAGGAGGACCUGUACAGCAGCCUGGCGGAGAAUGCCCCGCCCGCAGCCCCGCCCGCGUCCUCGCCCGUCGUCGCUCCUAUGCCCCGCCCACGCCGGAACGCCAUGUCACAGACGAAGCCGCGGCGGAAGCGGGUUCAGGCGCUGGUGGACUGCCGGACCACCGGCGGCGAGCAGCUGGCCUUCUUCAAGAACGAGGUCAUCGUAGUGACGAGCAUGGAGGACUCCCAUUGGUGGGUGGGCCACAUUGAAGGCGAUGCGUCCAGGUGCGGGUCCUUCCCCGUCAACUACGUGCACAAGCUCCCCGACUGACCGCGGUGGGGGGGAGGGGACAAGGGACACGGGCCGGGCCGGGCCGACCCAGCAGAACCACCUCCCCUCUCCAGGUACGCUCCUCCGGACCCAAGAACCCCACACCUGCCUGACGAACGGGACCGGAAAACACCACGUCUUCAAAGCUACUCACUCGAAGACAGAGGAGGGGAAUAAAGACCAUGUACAGCUUUCGAUGCCUGUUUUUGGAACCACUUUGUCACGGUGUAUAUAAACUUUAUAAAAAUAUUUUUUUGUAUAUAAACUCCUGAACGGCACAGCCCCUCUGGAGUCGAACCUGCAACCCCCCAGCACUACGGCCAGGAUGGGCCUCCUGCCACCAAGCUAACGGACUGGACCUCUCGGGAGGACUUGACAGCAUGUGAUGCUGAUGACCACAACAACUUUGUUCUUAUUUGUAUUACUAUUGUCGCUAUUUUAUUAAUAUUUUUAUGAAAAAUUGGAACGGGAAAGACUUGCGUUGAGGGAGAGCGCAGGUUGUGUAACAGGUUGUCGCUCCGCUCUCCUUCACUGAAACCGCUAAUUCUCUUCGGUGACAUUGCUUUACGGUCACUUGGCGGAUGAUUUUCAUCGUAUCAUAGCAACAAGGCGGUCGGCUCCGUUCUUCCUUCCGUGUCCUCACUCCCUCGUCCUGAGGUAUCCGGCGAGUAAGAGGCGUUCCCCGUGCUCUGUUACAGUUUUAUGGAUGUUUACGAGGAGGACGUCCGCUGCACGACGGGAAAGUCUCUGGUUCAAUGGCACGUUCAGAGACUGAACUCGCAGCACUUAACAACGCGGAGCUGGCCGCCUGCAGAACCCUGUUCUGAUACGCUGCAGUGCAUUCUGGGAACGGAAGGACAAGCUCCCGCUUGAUCGUAUUGUCAUGUGACCCCGGGGACCCGUUGCAUUCUGGGAAGGGCCCGCGUGGCCUUGCGGAGGGAAUUGCGCCUUAUCGUUGACAAGCUGGAGAAGAGGUCGAUUAGAGGUCACUGUGGCGCUGAGAUGAGAGACUGCAGAGGAUUCUGGGAGGAAAGGGAAGCGUUCAGAGACGCACGUUUGCCAAGUAGCGGCUAAGGAGAAAAAAACGGGCCCAGAGUUUCAGCGUAAAGUGCACAUUUUCGUCUUACAUGUGAAAUAAAAUGACCUUUUGACGUUCAUUUAACACGCAGCUAUGAAGUAUUUUUCGUGCCGGAACAUUAUAGAAAUUCCAAAAAUAGGGGAAAAAAAACGAUUUAAAAAUGCAAAUGCCAUUUAUCAGAUGCUCUUAUUGACAGAAACUAAGUAUCGAAGUAAUUCAGGUGUUUUGCCUCGCUCCAGGGUACAAUGCCUCACCUGAGAAACUAGCAGCUGCUGCAGCAAGCCCUCUUUCCCAGCAAUCAUACCAACACGCCCAUAUGGAAGUUCACAAUUUGCAGUUAAUUCAGCCAGUCGGGUCUGGACCAGGGGGAAGUCCUUUAGCCAGUCAGAUUUGGACCAGAGAUACUGUUUCAGCCAAUCAGGUUUGGACCAGAGGAAAGCACCAGUGUAAAUCAGAUUCUAAUUGGUAGGUUUAAACACGUUGUUAUUGCGGUAGUUGGUUUUAGAGACUUUUUUUCCCCCAUUCCCACAGUUCCCCUUGUACUGGUGUAAAUCUAAAUAGAACACUGCAUUAACUUGAAUAUCAGCAGUCGUAUUUGUGCGGUUUUGUACAGUUUGUAUAUUAUUAUUAUGUUAUCUUUUUUUUUGGCUGAUAUCAUCUGCAAUGUCAAUGGAUUUUAUUUUCUGAAGUGAUCAUUAAAGAAGUUCCUUUUACUCCUAAUCUUAA
Molecule: messenger RNA, 3227 nt
Organism: Anguilla anguilla (European eel)
Lineage: Eukaryota; Metazoa; Chordata; Actinopteri; Anguilliformes; Anguillidae
Gene: asap3
Product: ArfGAP with SH3 domain, ankyrin repeat and PH domain 3
Exons: 9
Coding region: 278-1423 (381 amino acids)
Biological process (GO): positive regulation of GTPase activity
Molecular function (GO): protein binding; GTPase activator activity
Source: RefSeq, a predicted model, not a curated record